GACAGACGUCAUUGGCAUGUUGCGAAAGCUUCGACCUAGUAAGAAGAACAUUCCCGAUCCUCCUGAAAACCAGGUGCGGGAUCGAACUGAUGUGAUUCCGUCGAAGCGAGCUGAAGAAUUGCUCCGUAAUUUCUACGGGCAAUCAGACUGUUCCUCAAUAGAGGCUAGCAUUGAGAAGAGGAUUGAACUUUGGGAAUUAUUCGUGCACUCGAACUGUUGAUUGAUUAGAAAAUUGAUCGGGGGAUGAUGGGAAUGUGGUGUCUGAGAAUUCUAUCGUAUGUGAGAUUGCAUACGUAGGUUGACGAAAGAUCAGAAAAGACUUUCAGGCACGUUGCCCACGUCAAAUCCAUUUUCAAGCCAAUAAGACAUAUAGUUGACUUCGAAUGCAC
Molecule: messenger RNA, 389 nt
Organism: Aspergillus wentii DTO 134E9
Lineage: Eukaryota; Fungi; Ascomycota; Eurotiomycetes; Eurotiales; Aspergillaceae
Exons: 1
Coding region: 17-220 (67 amino acids)
Source: RefSeq, a predicted model, not a curated record